Messenger RNA from Apis mellifera (honey bee), 1260 nucleotides. RefSeq lists its product as uncharacterized. The annotation marks the transcript as partial. The record is from RefSeq and is a predicted model, not a curated record. The transcript has 3 exons. Gene Ontology annotation, biological process: proteolysis. Gene Ontology annotation, molecular function: serine-type endopeptidase activity. NCBI's taxonomy places the organism in Eukaryota, Metazoa, Arthropoda, Insecta, Hymenoptera, Apidae.
AUGUGGUGGAGUACUUCUUUCACCAGAUUGGGUUGUAACCUCAGCACAAUAAAAGGUAUCAAUAGUCAUAUCUUAAUUUUAUUAACACAGUCCAUUACUUUAUUUGCAACUGGACUGAAUGGAACUAACUCUAAACAAACAAUAUCUGUAAAAGCUACAUACAUACAUCCUACAUAUGAAGCUUACUCUGAUCCUCCUGAUCGAGAUUAUAAUAUAGCUCUUUUGAAACUUACAAAACCAUUUAAUAUAUAUCAUAAUAAAAUAAUUCUACCUAAUAUUGUACCUGUCAAAUAUAAUGAUAAUUACAAAUUAUGUCUAAUAUUUGGAUGGCAAAGUUAUGUUUCACCAUCUUUAAAAGUUCUGGCUAAACCAAUUCAAUAUCAUGAAGUAUUUCUUAAUUCCUGGAAAAUGUGUACAUACAUGAUAAAAACAUAUACAAAUUAUACAAAUUUAUUUUGUACAAUGGUUGAAUAUAAAGAUGAAAUUAUAGCUUGUGCUGGUAAUCCUGGUUCUCCAGUUGUAUGUGAAAAUCAAAAUCAUGAGAUAGCUCUAGUUGGAAUUGCAUCUUGGACAAACUUUUCUUUAGAAUGUGGAGAUCUUCCAACAUAUAUUGAUCUUGGUUCAUUUCGGACAUGGAUAAAUGAUUUAGUUUUUAGUAACAAGGAUUCAAAAGAAUGGAAAAAUAAUAGUUUUACAGAAAACAUUCGUAUGCACAGAUGUUUGUGGAAUUAUUCAGACUUAUUACAAACUGAUUCAGAAAUAAAUCAUUUGUUAAACAAUUCAAAGAAUAUAUCUCGAAUGAUAAUAAAUUAUCAAAAUUCAUCUUCAAAAAGUAUGGCUAAAUUUUAUGUUUAAACUAAAUUAUAAUUUAUUUUCAAUAAUUGUAAUGAUAUAAAGUCAUCUUUUUCUAAUAGUUAUUAUAAAAUGUCUUACAUAGAUAUAGCAAAAGAAACAAGUAAUAUUACUUAUAGAUAUAAAGAAAUUGGAAAUUCUGAAGAUAAUAGUCAAAGUCACAUAUGGAAUUUAAAUAAAAAAAAACAAUUUAGUACUAUAAAUAAAUCAUUAUUAUGCAAUAAUCGGCAAUUUCAUAAAGACAUGAUAAAAGGAUACAACAAUCAAGUAGAUAUAGAUGAUGUUGAAUUAUUAUUACCAUUUAAUUUUGAAGAAAUAAGUUCCUCCUAUUCAUGUAAUAUUAUGAUAUAUCCUAAAAAACUAUAUCUAUUCUAUUAUUUUAUAUUUUGGAAUGUUUAUAUUAUUAUU